Messenger RNA from Punica granatum (pomegranate), 1738 nucleotides. The record is from RefSeq and is a predicted model, not a curated record. NCBI's taxonomy places the organism in Eukaryota, Viridiplantae, Streptophyta, Magnoliopsida, Myrtales, Lythraceae.
GUCUUUCUAUCUCUCUCCUCUCUCUCCUCAUUCUUCCUUGAGACAAGACAAGAUGAGAGAAACAAACGGGGGAGAUCGAUGGGCAAUAUAUGGGAUCACAACCCUUCUCUUCGUUCUUGCAAUAUUAUUCCUUAGGCACUAUAAUAAGCUUGUUACUUAUUUGAAGAGGAGGAAGAGCAAUGAUAUCGGCAGCGAUAUUGCUCAUACCGGAGAUGAUAAUCGUAAGAAGUUGCCGCCAGGAGGAAGAGGGUGGCCGCUGGUUGGCCACACCAUUAGCUGGUUCAACGCCGUCGCAGGCUCUCACCCUCCUCUCUUCGUCGAACAACAGGUCAAGAGGUAUGGGAAGAUAUUCUCCUGCAGCCUCAUGGGAAAGAGGGCAGUGGUUUCGGCGGAUCCCAUGUUCAACCGGUUCGUGAUGCAGAAUGAAGGCAGGCUGUUCCAGUCAAGCUACCCGAAGUCGUUCCGCGACUUGGUGGGCAAGAACGGAGUGAUCACGAUGCAGGGGGAGCAGCAGAGGAAGCUUCACGGGAUCGCAUCCAACAUGAUGCGCCUAGAACAGCUCAAGUUCCAUUUCCUUAAGGACAUUCAGCUCGUCAUGCUCCGCAGCAUCUGUAACUUCUCGGACGAUCAAGUCAUCGUCCUCCAGGAUGUCUGCAGAAAGGUGGCUAUCAAUCUCAUGGUGAACCAGCUGUUGGGAAUGUCGAAGGAGUCAGAAAUCGAAGAGAUGGCUCAGCUUUUCUCCGACUUUGUCGAUGGCUGCCUCUCGCUCCCCAUCAACUUGCCCCAUUUCGCCUACCACACCGCCAUGAAGGCGAGGAAAAGAAUAGUCAGCAAGAUAAAUAGUACGAUCGAGAGACGAAGAACUGAGGGGGGCUCAGAGGACGUCGGUAAUGGUGUGCUUGGAAGGCUGUUGGAUGAAGAAAGCCUCCCCGAUGAAGCCGUCGCGGACUUCAUCAUCAAUCUCAUCUUUGCUGGGAAUGAAACCACUGCUAAGACAAUGCUCUUAGCGAUCUACUUCCUCGCCCAAUCUCCAGAAGCACUGAAGAAACUUCAGGAAGAACAUGAUGCGCUGAAGAAAGCGACCGCGGAAGAUAUCCUGUCAUGGCAGGACUAUAAAGCAAUGCCCUUCACUCAAUGCGUGAUAGAUGAGACGCUGCGGCUCGGUGGAAUUGCCAUCUGGUUGAUGAGAGAAGCCAAAGUAGACGUCUCGUACGGAGAUUUCUCUAUCCCCAGAGGAUGCUUUGUGGUUCCAUUUCUAUCAGCAGUUCACUUGGAUGAGAAUAUUUAUAAAGGAGCACUCAGCUUCGAUCCUUGGAGAUGGACCGAUCCCGAGAAUCAGGAGAAGAGAAAUUGGAGGAGCAGCCCCUUCUUCUCUCCCUUUGGUGGCGGUGCCCGGUUUUGCCCUGGGGCCGAACUAGCCCGUCUUCAGAUCGCUCUCUUUCUCCAUUACUUCGUGACCACUUACAGGUGGAGACAGUUGAAAGAAGAUAGAAUGUCGUUCUUUCCCUCCGCGAGGCUAGUGAACGGGCUGCAACUGCGCCUUACUAGAAGAACAGAAGCUCCAUGAUUUGCCCGAGAAAACGUCACUAUCGUGACAUACCACAAAGAACAUUAUCAAAGACAAUACAGAACAUGCCUCUCUAUGAAGGGGGAAGAAAUAUCUACGCGCAAAUCGAAUACCAACGCCGAUAAAUCGGAAAGGAUGUCAAAGGUAUUUCUUUUAGCAGCUUAGUUGUUA